AUGAAGUAUGUCUCUGAAGUGGCUGCCAUCGUUAACUUCGAAGACGGGAACCAAUCAGACAUCAUUGUUCCUCCUCUGGUGGCGCUGCGGGACCUUGACGCCUUCAUUAAGGGGUAUGUGCAACUAGUUCGCAGCUACGUUCUGAGUUACCAUACCCUUUCUCUCUACACCAUUUCUGUCCAUACUUGGGCUCCCUGGAUUGAAGUGAAGAGCAGCAAGACUGGUCAGUUUUACUACUACAACCGGACCUCUAACGAAUCAGUCUACACUCUUCCUCAGGAUGCGAUAUUGCCUUACGGAAAAGCCAAUUUUUUCAAAGUGCCCUGGACGCGCGCGUCUGCGGAGGACUUCGAUGUUGUACAGUUGGCUCAGGAAGUGCUUCAUUUGGAUUUUUAA
Dibothriocephalus latus is the source of this 396-nucleotide messenger RNA. The record is from the annotation of a GenBank genome assembly. NCBI's taxonomy places the organism in Eukaryota, Metazoa, Platyhelminthes, Cestoda, Diphyllobothriidea, Diphyllobothriidae.